CUCCGUACGAUGCGCUGGUAAAUCAAAAAAGUAUGAGUAAAAAUAUGGAAACAAACAAGAGUCAAAACGGGGCUCACGCCCAGCAAGCAGCUAUCGUAGCAAGCGCUGAGAUGAAGAGGGCACAAGCACUGGAACACCUUGAUAAGCUUACUAGAGAGCUGCAUGAGUUUGUUAAGUCUAAAGUCAACAUCCACAAAGAGAUCAAGACGAAGACAACCGGCGUAGUCAACACCCUUCAAAGGUUCAGAACACUUGAUGACGGAUGGCAGACACCGUCGAAGAGAUGGACACCGGUGCCGAAGGCGAUGGUGAAUCUGUAACAGAAGACAGAAGCGACACUGGUGUCAGGUCUGGGAAGAGGAAAGACCGUAACUCCCCUGACCCAACGGUCAACCAAGUAAUGAAGAAAAAGGACACAAAACCAAGUCCUCCGAAAGAAGUGGCGGCACGGAGUGCCAAAAAUAAGGAGGUCGACGCGUGGCAAAAAGUAGAAUCGAAGAAGAGAAGGCCGGAGCAGGAUCACCUCCCAAAGCAAUUGCCGAAGGAGCCACGACCGGAACCUAAGCGGAAAAAAUCGCGCAAAUGGAUCAGACCUGACGCGCUGAUAAUCCGCCCUGCCGAAAAAGAGAAGUAUUCCGAGAUAUUGCGCCGCAUAAAGCGUGAUGUCCCAGCAGACCAGGUUCGAAAUACUGUCGAGAAGAUCCGCAGGACUAUGACCGGAGAUAUGCUGAUCACGUUGUCAAGGAAAAGUGCUGACAAAGGCCAAGCCUUGCAGAGGACCAUCACAGGAAUUCUUCAAGACGAUGCUAAGGUAGUCUGUAAAGGUCCACAGGAGACCAUUGAGAUUCGAGACAUCGACGAAGAAACAACGAAGGAAGAGAUCCAGGCCGCCCUGAAAGAGGAAGUUGGAAAAGAUCAUGAGAUACCUCUGGAAGGAAUAAAAAUCCGUAAGGCUUUCAGAGGUACGCAGACGGCUGCAGUCACUUUACCUAUGACCAUCGCGCGAAAAUUAGUGGAAGGAACCGGCAAGAUCCAUGUCGGGUGGGUUAACUGCCGAAUCAAAGCGACGACGAGACCUAUCCAAUGCUUUAAAUGCUGGCAUUUUGGACAUGUUGGGCCCCAAUGUAAAAGCCAAGUAGACCGAUCUAAACUCUGCAUCAGAUGUGGACAAGAAGGGCAUCGUAUCGCGGACUGUAAAAAUUCUGCCAAGUGUGCAAUAUGUGCUGACCAGCAAGGAGCAAAGGACGUGGCUCACCAUGCCGGCACCUACAGAUGCCCGGUAUAUCAGGAGGCGUUCCAGAAGUUGACGAACAAACAAGCAUGAGGAUAUUGCAGCUCAACCUCAACCAUUGUGAAGCAGCGCAUGACCUGCUCAUGCAAUCUGUGCGAGAAUUAGAGCUGGACUUGGUACUGAUAACAGAGCCAUAUAAACACCUGAGUACCCAACCCUGGGAAUCUGACAGCACAUCCAAAGCUGUCAUCUGGUCAUGUGGCA
Molecule: messenger RNA, 1495 nt
Organism: Cotesia glomerata
Lineage: Eukaryota; Metazoa; Arthropoda; Insecta; Hymenoptera; Braconidae
Exons: 2
Coding region: 263-1324 (353 amino acids)
Molecular function (GO): zinc ion binding; nucleic acid binding
Source: RefSeq, a predicted model, not a curated record